Molecule: messenger RNA, 1175 nt
Organism: Mytilinidion resinicola
Lineage: Eukaryota; Fungi; Ascomycota; Dothideomycetes; Mytilinidiales; Mytilinidiaceae
Product: orotate phosphoribosyltransferase-like protein
Exons: 2
Coding region: 199-909 (236 amino acids)
Biological process (GO): 'de novo' pyrimidine nucleobase biosynthetic process; pyrimidine ribonucleoside biosynthetic process; pyrimidine nucleotide biosynthetic process
Cellular component (GO): cytoplasm
Molecular function (GO): orotate phosphoribosyltransferase activity
Source: RefSeq, a predicted model, not a curated record
ACCCCUCCAAGCCCCAUCCCAACUUCUUCACUCCAGUCUUCAACAACCUCGUCUACUCUACUCCAACUCUCUUUAAUCUUAACCCGUAGACCGCAACUCCAUCAAUCGACCUCUCAGACACCAAUACCCUCACCCACCACAAAUCCCAAACCAAUCACACCUCACCACUCCUCCAUCAACCCUAUCCCUCACCCCCAAAUGUCCACCCAACCCCCCUCCUCCCUCCCCCCGCACAAACUCGCCCUCCUCCAAUCCUGCCUCAGCGCCAACGCCCUGAAAUUCGGCACCUUCACCCUCAAAUCCGGCCGCACAUCCCCCUACUUCUUCAACGCCGGCCUCUUCCACGAGGGGCACCUGCUGCGCUCCAUCUCCAAUGCCUUCGCGCACACCCUGCACCACUCCGAACUCUCCCCCCAAGCCCCGGGCGCCGCUCCCGCCUUCGACAUCCUCUUCGGCCCCGCCUACAAAGGCAUCCCGCUCGCCUCGACCGCCCUGCUGAAGCUCUGCGACAUCGACGAAACGCGCUAUGGGGGGCUGAGUUACUCGUUCAACCGCAAAGAAGCGAAAGACCACGGCGAGGGGGGCAACAUCGUCGGUGCGCCGCUGGCCGGGAAGCGAGUUGUGAUUAUUGAUGAUGUGAUCACGGCGGGGACGGCGAUACGGGAGGCGAUUGAGAUAAUCAAGGUGCAGGGCGGGGAGUUGGUGGGGAUCGUGGUGGCGUUUGAUCGGAUGGAGAGGGUGGGGGAUGGAGAGGGGAGUGCGAUUGGGGAGGUGCGGAGGCAGUAUGGCGUGUCGGUGUUGAGUAUUCUAAGUUUGGACGAUGUGGUGGAGUUUCUGAGGGGGCUGGGGGGCGAGGAGGAUUUGAGGCGGUUGCAAGAGUAUCGGGAGAGGUAUCAGGCGAGGGAUUGAGAAGUGGGGUGGGUGCGUGGGUGUUUGUGAUGGCAUGGCGCAAAUUUGGAGUUUAGAUGCACUAAAAGGGAUAUGGGUAAGAUACAUAUAUUGUAUAUCGGUAUUUGGAACUCGACCAGGCUGCGGCGAUGGAAUUGUAUACCAAACAGAGGCUUUUAUUCCGGGCCUAUUUUCGCUAGCAAGCACUACCAUUUUUGUAGGAAUCCCUGCGCUGAUUGCUCAGACACCUUCCACGCUCCCGCAACCAUGCAAGAGGAAAUCAAAAA